UACCAAACAACUAUUACGGAAGCUAUGCCUCUAGCGAAAUGGUUCCGGAGUAACCAAAGAGGAAGCACAGAAGAUGGAGAUAUUCACCCACUAGUUGAAACAGGAAAUGCCAAGACGAACACCAACUCCACAGCCCAACGGUCCAUUCGAUCCCGCUCUCUUGGUUCCAGCCUGCGUGUUACUCGAGAUGCGUCUGCGGAGGAAGAGCUACAAUGUACUAGGUGCAAAUCUCGACGUCGAUUUACGAUCGACGGUCUCACAUACCGCCACAAGCAUGGUGAAGAUGGAUGGAGUUGCAACGAUGUAGCAAGGGGUUCCAUGUUACUGGAAGACAGCACAACAUUGACGACUCAGACUCACUUGGGCGGCUUUAAGCUACAUUUUGGUCGAACUCAGCUGAUGGCAAUCCCGUUCCCGCCGAAGACGCAUCCAUCGAUCAUCUUCAUCGACUGUCCACCGUAA
Phytophthora nicotianae INRA-310 is the source of this 462-nucleotide messenger RNA. RefSeq lists its product as hypothetical. The transcript has a single exon. The record is from RefSeq and is a predicted model, not a curated record. Bases 25 to 462 code for a protein of 145 amino acids. NCBI's taxonomy places the organism in Eukaryota, Oomycota, Peronosporomycetes, Peronosporales, Peronosporaceae.